Messenger RNA from Dioscorea cayenensis subsp. rotundata (Guinea yam), 1300 nucleotides. Its product is annotated as heptahelical transmembrane protein 4-like. NCBI's taxonomy places the organism in Eukaryota, Viridiplantae, Streptophyta, Magnoliopsida, Dioscoreales, Dioscoreaceae. The transcript has 2 exons. Gene Ontology annotation, molecular function: signaling receptor activity. The coding region runs from base 1 to 1077 and encodes 358 amino acids. Gene Ontology annotation, cellular component: membrane. The record is from RefSeq and is a predicted model, not a curated record.
AUGGAAAAAACCUCCUUCUUCAUCACAGAGAGAGAUAAUAAAAAAUGUUGUUCUUCAUCAUGUAAAGAAAUAAAGAUUAAAAAGAAGAGGAGAUCACCAAGCAAAGAAGCCAACAAGUAUGAUCUUGUGGACUAUGCCUCCCUCCCUACCUUCUUGAAGCACAAUGAGUUCAUCCUUAGCUAUUACCGUUCCGAAUGGCCGAUAAAACAAACCAUUCUUAGCGUUUUCUCCAUUCACAACGAAACUCUGAACAUAUGGACGCAUCUCGUUGGCUUCUUCAUCUUCCUCGUUCUCACCAAUUAUGUCAUCAACUCUUCUCCGAUGAUCAACACAACCACAACCUCUUCUCUAACUCAUCAAGUCAUUCUUCACAACAACUUACAAAUCAUUCACUCAAAUGAUUCUCAAGUAUCACAAACUUCAUUGCAUGUCAACCAAACCACAACCAUGAUCAAGAACCAAGAAACAUCUGAACCGACAACAAGGUGGCCGUUCUAUGCAUACAUGUGUGGAGCUAUGUUUUGCUUGCUGAUGAGCAGUGCUUGCCAUCUUCUCUCUUGUCAUUCCGAGCACACAUGCUACCUAAUGCUCCGGCUAGACUACGCCGGAAUCUCCGGUCUCAUCGUCACAUCAUUCUAUCCACUUGUCUACUAUUCUUUUACAUGUCACCCAUUUAUACGUAACGUAUACCUCACUGCUAUCACUGUCUUCGGCAUCGCCACCAUUAUCGUGUCGCUUUUUCCGGUCUUUGAGACGCCGGAGUACCGAUCAAUGCGUGCCGGGCUCUUUGUUUGCAUGGCAUUGUCUGGGUUGGUGCCUAUCAUGCAUAAGUUGAUGGCUUUUGGUGACCGGCCGGAGGCGGUGGUGACGGCAGGGUACGAGAUGAUUAUGGGAGCUUUCUAUGCUCUCGGUGUUAUCGUUUAUGCGGCGAGGGUGCCGGAGAGGUGGAUGCCAGGGAGGUUUGACCUUGCAGGCCAUAGUCAUCAAUUGUUUCAUGUUCUUGUGAUCGCCGGAGCUUAUACACACUAUCUCGCCGGAUUGGUAUAUCUUAGAUGGAGAGAGAUUGAAGGGUGCUAAUCUCGAGGCAAUGAUUUGAACGAUUUGAGUGUUUCUGGCCGUCCAUUUGUCGGUCAAUGUCCAAAAGAUUUGUGCAUUGACUGAGAGUGUAUGGUUUGUUGUUGCCGCCCUCAUAAGAAAGUCAAACCGCGGGAUAAUUGUUUUAUAAUGAUGGUUGGCUUUUGUUUCCAUUUUUAUUUUUUAUUUUUAUUUUUAUUUUUUUUGGGGUCUUUUGUUUAUAUAG